AUGGCUUCUUCAACGACGACUAAUAAUCAAUCAAAUAUAUUAAAUAAUGAAACAGCAGUUUAUGAAUAUAUGCGACAAUUUGUUGAUUAUCAAGAAAAUGGAAUUGAUCUAAAUGAAUUAUCACAAAUUCGACAACUUGAUAUUUAUUUACAAAAUUGUUAUAAUCGUGUUCGAGAACUUGUUAAUAAUCUACGUAAUAAACAACAACAUGAUUCGCAAUCUCAAUCGGAUAUUCAAACAAUAUUAAUUAAUACUUUAAUACAAGCUAAAGCAAUAGGUGAUAAAAAAAUGCAAUUAAGUCAACAAAUGCUUGAUACUACUGAACGACAAUCAAAAAAACUUAAAAUAGCUUAUCAAAAAUAUAUCGAAUCAAUAAAUCAACAAUCAUCAACAUCAACAGAAAGUAAUUUAAAUGAAAUUGAAUCGGAAAAUGAAUUUGAUUCUGAAAUGAAUAAUCAACGUUCAUUAUCAACAAAAACAUCAACAACAUCAUUAUGGAAACGCAAAACAACAACAAAUAAUCCAUCAACAUCAACAAUAAAUCUUAAACGAAAAUGUGUUACUAAUAAUGAACAUAAUAAUGAUCAACGUGAAAGAAAAAAACCUACGCAAAGAAAUACAAAUUCUAAUACACAAAAUACAAAUAGUGGAAAUAAUAAAAAAUUUAAAUUAAAUAAUGAUACAACAUCAACACCAUCCGAUGAACCAACAUAUUGUUUAUGUUCACAACUUUCUUAUGGUUCAAUGAUUUUAUGCGACAGUAAAUCAUGUGAAAUAAAAUGGUUUCACUUUAAUUGUGUUAAUCUAACAACAAAACCUAAAGGAAAAUGGUUUUGUCCAAAUUGUCGAGAUAAUCGUUCUUAA
Messenger RNA from Rotaria sordida, 864 nucleotides. NCBI's taxonomy places the organism in Eukaryota, Metazoa, Rotifera, Eurotatoria, Philodinida, Philodinidae. The record is from the annotation of a GenBank genome assembly.